Messenger RNA from Nezara viridula (southern green stink bug), 2523 nucleotides. Lineage: Eukaryota; Metazoa; Arthropoda; Insecta; Hemiptera; Pentatomidae. The record is from the annotation of a GenBank genome assembly.
AUGGGGCGAGGUCUGGGGAGUACAGAUGAUGAGAUUAAAAGUCCCAAUCCAACUCUAAUAGUUUCUGUCUUGCGACAAACGCGACAUGCGGAAUUGGCCGUGAGUGAGGUUGUGUCGGAGUCGGGUCCAUUAGGGUUUGUUGCUCCUGAAGAUCAGCCAGUUUCACAAGCGGAGAUACUCGGUAAAAGUGAAUUGUACAUUAAAAGUGGAAGUGACAUCAGCCUUACAUGUGUCGUCAGAGAAACACCUGAACCACCAUCCUUCAUCUACUGGUACCGAGGUAGCAACGUGAUAAACUAUUCGCAACGCGGAGGAAUCUCCGUGACGACGGAAAAGCAGACCAGGACGUCACGACUCCUCAUCGCCAGGGCUCUACCGGCGGAUUCCGGCAACUACACCUGCGCUCCCUCAUCUUCUCACGCAGCAUCAGUCAUCGUUCAUGUACUCAAUGAGCACCCUGCAGCAAUGCAACAUGGUAACAGCAGUUGUAGCAGAGUGAGUGGACUGGCAUUGAUGCAGCCGCUGUUUGCUGCUGUGCUCGCUGCAAGACUUGCUGUACGCUGAGCUUAUUGCCAAGUGGGAUAUGUCCAUCCAACAUGAUAUUACUGUAAAUAUAUGUAUUUGUAUGAAAAGAGAGAGAAUCUUCAGAUAUGUCAACAUGCUACAGAUCUGUGUAAAUAUAACUAUCGUUAGAGACCAAGACUUGAAUACUCCAGAAAUGUGGAGUGAGAAGGGAUAUAGCAGCUAAUGAAUUUUCCUUCUUUUUGUAAGACACAACAGCUGUUAUUUCUUUUCCUUUUAUAGCAAAUAUGAGAUGUAAGUAUACAUACCUAUAACUAAUACAAAAGGAAAAAAAUGAUGUGUGUACAAGUGUACAUGGGAUUUUGAGAAACGUGAUAAAAACUUAUUUUUAUCAAUUAUUCAUCCCAAAAUGAUAUUUAAAUUAAUCUCAACUAGACAUGUUUUGAUAAUUUCCAAAACCAUACUAUUGUUUGCUAUUUUUAGUAAGUAAUCAAAAUAAUAAACAAAGGAUUAGUGUGUAAUUGAUGAAAUGAGUUUUUAUCAAUCUAGUAAAAAAAAAGAGUAUUGAAUUUUUGUAAAAAGUAAAAAAAGUAAAAAUAAUUUGAUGGAUGAUUAAAACAGUAUGAAUACUUUGAGUAAAAGUGGGUAAGAGAAAACAACUUAUGUAUACUACUAAUAAUGCUUAAGAUAUAUAUGUGUUAAUUGUGAAUGUUUAUUCAGUACUUCUAUUUGUUUCUUGAAUUAUAAAUAAAGGUUGCAAUUUACAGCUUUUCAUUAAACAUUUUAAAAAAUAAAUUUAAAAAGAAUAGAAAUCCUUCCGUUUCUAAUGGCUGAAUAGUGUUCUGAUUCUCUUCUCAUCUUAUUACUCAAUUUAGAAACACAAAAAAGAAAAAGUAAAUAUAUUCACCUAAGGUGUAGACUAAAUGUUUUGUGUCCAUCUGCUCUCUUCUAACACCUACCUUUUUUCUAAAUCUAUGUAAAAGAAAAAACAAAAAAAAAUCCAACAAAGUGAAAAUUAUUUUGCAUGUAUUUGUAUGUGUAUAUUUAUAACUAAAAGGUGAUAUUCAUUAUUGUAUCACUCACCAUCAGUGGCAGAUCCGUGGGAGGGGAAAGAGAGAAAACUUUUCCUUCCGAGAUAUUUAGAAAAAAAAAUAUUGUUUAAAAUAUACUUUAUAUAGAAUUUGUGAAUAAUUGAAUAAUACUUACUCAUGUAUGAUUGUGAAUAUAUUAAUAUUCAUUAGGAAGGGAAUUAAUUUAUUACAAUUUGCCACAAAGAUAAGGUUAUUUUCUCCCAAAUUCUGAGAUCUGAGAUAGUUCCCUCCCCCCAAAACUACCUUUGGGUCUUGGUGUCAUUUAUUAAUUGCAAAAAGGUACAAAAUUACAUUUAUUAUAUAUAAUUGAACAAAAUAAAUAAGGGAAAAAUGUGAAUUAUGAUAUAACUAUUAGGUUAGAACAUGAAAAUAUUUUGUAACUCUAACAUCAAAAAGAGUGGGCUAUUACUGUUACCCAUUUAAUUGGCUCCUUUAUCUGUUUGGUUUAUCAAAAUGUAACUUGUCUCCUUUUUGAAAUUUGCAACUGAUACAUUAAUGUAUUUGUACACAUACAUAAGAAGAAAACAUAGCAUUUUUCAUGUAGUUCAUUGUAUUAUAUUUUAGAUGAUAAAAGUGUAAAUACCCACUUAAUAUAUACAUAUGAAUAUCUCCAUUUAGAUGUCAUAAUGAACUUUUCAAUGUAAUAGAUGAUGCUAUUGAGAAAACAUAAAAAAAAAAAAAAAAAAAUGUAAAACAAACAAAAAAAAAUAGAGAUGAUUGUUUAUAUUUGUUUCUUACCCUGAGGUAAUUACAUAUGUGUAAAUAAAUGUUUUUGAUGGGAAAACUAAAAUGAUAUAUUUACUGUUGUUAUAUGAUAUUUUUUAUGUUAAUGUUUGUUUGUUUUUAUGUAAAAGGUCUAACCGAGACCCUAAUCACAUGUUCUCGGCCUUUUUCAAACCUUAAAAAUGUC